AUGUGCCCGGAGGAGGGCGGCGCGGCCGGGCUGGGCGAGCUCCGCUCCUGGUGGGAAGUCCCGGCCAUCGCGCACUUCUGCUCGCUCUUUCGCACCGCGUUCCGCCUGCCCGACUUUGAGAUCGAGGAGUUAGAAGCAGCUCUUCACAGAGAUGAUGUAGAGUUUAUCAGUGACCUGAUCGCCUGCCUGCUUCAGGGCUGCUAUCAACGAAGGGAUAUCACGCCUCAGACAUUCCACAGCUACCUAGAGGACAUUAUCAACUACCGCUGGGAGCUUGAAGAAGGGAAGCCUAACCCUUUGAGAGAAGCCAGUUUCCAAGACCUGCCCCUUCGUACUCGUGUGGAAAUCCUGCACCGCCUCUGUGAUUAUCGGCUAGAUGCAGAUGAUGUCUUCGAUCUUCUCAAGGGUUUGGAUGCAGACAGUCUCCGUGUGGAACCAUUGGGUGAAGACAAUUCAGGGGCACUCUAUUGGUAUUUCUAUGGAACACGAAUGUAUAAGGAGGACCCGGUGCAAGGAAAAUCCAAUGGAGAACUCUUGUUGAGCAGGGAAAGUGAAGGACAAAAAAAUGUCUCUGCUGUUCCUGGGAAAACAGGAAAAAGAAGAGGAAGACCCCCAAAACGGAAGAAACUACAGGAGGAAAUUUUAGUGAAUGAAAAACAAGAAGAAAACUCCUUGGCAUCUGAACCACAGACAAGAAAUGGGUCCCAAGGGCCAGGUCAAGGCACUUGGUGGCUCCUGUGCCAAACAGAAGAAGAAUGGAGACAGGUCACUGAGAGUUUUCGGGAGAGGACCUCCCUUCGAGAACGGCAGCUCUAUAAGCUCCUCAGUGAGGACUUCCUGCCUGAGAUCUGCAAUAUGAUUGCCCAGAAGGGAAAGCGUCCACAGCGCACAAAGGCAGAGUUGCAACCUAGGUGGAUGUCUCACCACCUGUCCGUCAAAUCCAUCAAGAGAGAGGAGACCCCUGUGCUUAGCAGAAUAGAAAAACAGAAGCGCAAAGAGGAGGAAGAAGAACGUCAAAUUCUUCUCGCAGUGCAGAAGAAGGAGCAGGAGCAGAUGUUAAAGGAAGAGAGAAAACGAGAGCUGGAGGAAAAGGUCAAGGCCGUAGAAGAUCGAGCAAAGAGGAGAAAGCUCAGGGAAGAAAGGGCAUGGCUGCUGGCCCAAGGGAAGGAGCUCCCCCCAGAACUUUCCCAUCUGGACCCUAGUUCUCCCAUGAGAGAAGAAAAAAAGACUAAAGACCUCUUUGAGUUGGAUGAUGAUUUCACUGCCAUGUAUAAAGUUCUAGAUGUGGUAAAGGCUCACAAGGAUUCCUGGCCUUUUUUAGAACCUGUGGAUGAAUCAUAUGCCCCAAACUAUUACCAGAUUAUUAAGGUCCCCAUGGAUAUCUCAAGCAUGGAGAAGAAACUGAACGGAGGUUUAUACUGUACCAAGGAGGAAUUUGUAAAUGACAUGAAGACUAUGUUCAGGAAUUGUCGAAAAUAUAAUGGGGAAAGUAGUGAAUAUACCAAGAUGUCUGAUAAUUUAGAGAGAUGUUUUCAUCGGGCAAUGAUGAAGCAUUUUCCUGGUGAAGAUGGAGACACAGAUGAAGAAUUUUGGAUCAGAGAGGAUGAAAAGCGGGAGAAGAGGCGGAGCCGGGCUGGACGAAGCGGUGGAAGCAAUGUUUGGACCCGCUCCAGGGACUCUGAAGGGCCCAGCAAGAAACAGCAGCCAGUGGAGAAUGGAGGAAAGUCCUUGCCGCCUGCCCGCAGAACUUCCUCUUCUGGGGAUAAUCAAAGCAGCAGUUCCACACAACUCCCUCGGGAGGUGGGCACCUCAAAUGGCCGAGGCUUUUCUCGUCCCCUACAUUAUGGUGGGAUGCCUAACCAGGCACCCCUUUUAAACCAGAUGAGGCCAGCAGUACCAGGAACAUUUGGCCCUCUUCGAGGAUCAGAUCCUGCCAAUUUAUAUGUCUCCUCUAGGGUCCCAGAACCACACCCUGGAGAACCUAUGCAGCAGCAUCAGCCUUUUGCCGUGCAGCCUCCAGUUGGAAUUAACAACCACCGAGGACCCAGGCUAGGCACUCCAGAAGAGAAGCAAGUGUGUGGGGGGCUGACACACCUCAGUAAUGUGGGAUCACAUUCUGGAUCCUUGCAGCUUAGACAGAUGGGUGGCACUAGUCAGGAUGGAAAUAUUUAUCCCCCGACUCAAUUCCAGUCAGGAUUUAUUCCUCCCAGGCAUGGUGGGGCUCCAGCCCGACCCCCAGACUUCCCUGAAAGCUCAGAAAUUCCUCCCAGCCACAUGUACCGAUCGUACAAGUACCUGAAUCGAGUACACACCGCUGUCUGGAAUGGAAACCAUGGUGCUACAAACACAGGACCCUUGGGCACAGAUGAGAAGCCCCCCAUGGGGCCAGGACCCUCUCACCAGCCUCGAGCUCUUGGUCAUAUGAUGGAUUCCCGAGUGAUGAGACCUGCUCUUCCCCCAAACCAGUGGACUGAACAAUCAAGUUUUCUACCUCAUGGAGUUGCUUCUUCAGGGUAUAUGCGACCACCCUGUAAAUCUGGUGGACAUCGGUUACAGCCACCUCCAGCCCCAACACCAAGUUCUCUUUUUGGAGCACCCUCCCAUGCUCUGCGGGGGGUGCAAGGAGGGGACUCCAUGAUGGACAGCCCAGAGAUGAUUGCCAUGCAGCAGCUCUCUUCCCGAGUUUGCCCACCAGGUGUGCCUUACCACCCCCGACAGCCUACACCCCCCCAUUUAUCUGGCCCUUUUUCACAGGUAGCUCACUCGACAUCAGUAAGUUUGUCAGCCCCCAAGCCUACCUUGGGGAACCCUGGGAGGACACAGGAUAGCAGUGAAACACAAGAGCCUGAGAAUGACCGAGCAGAUCCCUUGCCUGGGCUUGAGGAGAAACCACCAAACAUGGGUGCUUCAGAGGGGGUGUACCUCAAACAGCUACCUCACCCUACACCUCCCUUGCAGACCGACUGUACCAGGCAGAGCUCACCACAAGAAAGGGAAACAGAGGGCCCAGAGCUCAAAAGCGACUCCUCAGAAUCUGGCGACAACUGGAAGGCAACAAAGAGCAAGAACACAUGGCCCACGGAGAGUGGCUCUACCAGCCCAGCCUCCCAGGGGUGUAUGCGAGACCUCUCCACUCUGGCAGAGAGAGGGGCUCUCCCCGAAAACGGACUGAUUAUUGAAGCAUCCCCUUGUGGCUCAGAAGGGAAAGGCCUUGGUGGUAGUGGUUCAGAAAAGCCACUCUGCCCCAGAGGCAAAACGCUACCGGAAACCAUGCCAUGUACAAGGCAGAACCCAGCCACGCCUCCCAACACAGACCCCAAUCUGAUGGGAGGCGCUGUAAGCCAGUUUUCCCCCUUGUACAUGUCUGGCCUGGAAUACCCAAAUUCAGCUACACAUUACCACAUCAGUCCAGGCCUGCAAGGUUUGGGCCCUGUGAUGGGAAGUAAACCCUCAGUGUCCCAUCCUCAGCAUUUCCCCCCUAGGGGCUUUCAGUCUAACAACCCUCAUUCUGGAGUCUUUCCCCGGUAUCGCCCCCCCCAAGGAAUGAGGUAUUCCUACCAGUCACCACCUCAGCCUUCCUACCAUCACUAUCAGCGAACUCCUUAUUAUCCAUGUCCACAGGGCUUUUCUGACUGGCAGAGACAUCUUCAUCCCCCAGGAAGUCCAAGUGGGCUCCCACCUAAUCCAGCCCCCCCACCAAGGCCCCUCUUCUCAGAUAAGAGCACCUUGGCUAAUCUGCAAGGCUGUGAGACACUGAAUGCUGCCUUAACUUCCCCAACCCAAAUGGAUGCGGUGGCUGCUAAAGUAGUCUCAACUGAUGGGCAGAAUCCUGGUCCAGAGGAAGACAAGCUGGAUGAAUCUAUGGAGAGGCCAGAGAGUCCCAAAGAGUUUUUAGACCUGGACAACCAUAAUGCAGCUACCAAGCGGCAGAGCUCAUUGUCAGCAAGCGAGUAUCUUUAUGGAACUCCUCCUCCACCUCUGAGUUCAGGGAUGGGAUUUGGUUCAUCAACUUUCCAGCCUCAUGGCAUGAUGCUACAGACGGGGCCUCCUUACACACCUCAGAGGCCCGCCAGUCAUUUCCAGCCCAGGGCUUAUUCUUCCCCCGUGACUGCUCACCCGCCUCACCAUCCAGUGGCUGCCCAGCCCAACGGCCUCUCUCAGGAAGGCCCCAUCUAUCGCUGCCAAGAAGAGGGCCUGGGUCACUUUCAAGCUGUAAUGAUGGAACAAAUUGGCACUGGAAGUGGAAUAAGGGGACCUUUCCAGGAAAUGUACAGACCAUCAGGAAUGCAAAUGCAUCCAGGCCAGUCACAGUCCUCGUUCCCAAAGACCCCAGCACCAGCAGCGUCCCAGGAAGAGCUACCACCACAUAAGCCCCCCACACUUCCUCUCGAUCAGAGCUAGUCCAAGGAGGAAAUAAACCCCAAGGAAACAGAAAGCUGCACAUGAAGACUGGAACAUGGAGAAUUUAGGGAAAUGAUCCCUGCCCAUCUCUAUUCCUGUUACCCUGCCACACCCCUUCACAGGGCAUCCCAUCUCGCCGUCCAAGAGCUGGAGCCUUUCCUGGAGCCUUAGAAGCAUACUCCUUAGACUAACACCAGCUUGUAAAGGUCCUUGGUUGGGGAAUCUCUCGUAUGGCUGAUGGUCAAGAACAAAUGAACUGAAAUUAAUGAUGGCUGUUCUAAGUCCUGAGACUCUCGUUCAGGGAAAAUCAUCUUAAACUUGGGGGAGGGGGUCACACUUAAGAAUGGAGUGGUGCUUCUGAACUUUCAUGAGCAGCUAAACUCAGGUAUAUAUUUGGGGAAGGGAC
Enhydra lutris kenyoni (northern sea otter) is the source of this 4807-nucleotide messenger RNA. RefSeq names its product cat eye syndrome critical region protein 2. Gene Ontology annotation, cellular component: CERF complex. Lineage: Eukaryota; Metazoa; Chordata; Mammalia; Carnivora; Mustelidae. The transcript has 19 exons. Gene Ontology annotation, molecular function: protein binding. The record is from RefSeq and is a predicted model, not a curated record. The coding region runs from base 1 to 4401 and encodes 1466 amino acids. Gene Ontology annotation, biological process: chromatin remodeling.